AUGAAGUCCGAGCUCGACGCGGUGGGGCUGAGGUCUGAGGCAAAGUCAAAGCCAAUGGAAGACAUUGAUGGCAGACUGAUCUCUGAGGUGCUGGAUGUCGUUUCUGUUACACCAACGCUUGAGAAGAUACUCGAAAUAAUGCCCGACUCAACACUCGAUGCAGCGCUCGAUAGCGAGCUUUCGUCGACGGUCGACGAUGGCAGGGUAGUGGACUCCUCGGAUACUUCAAGACUUGGUACUAUGAUCGAAACUCUGCUGGAGAUGGCACUUGACUCUGAGCUAGCUUCAAGAGUGGUCGAGGUUGGUAUGAUGUUGGUGGUAAUCAAUGCCGAGGGCUCGAGGACCGAAGUGAUGCUCGAUAGCGUGCUCGUCGAUGGCAAGGUUGACGACAUGGUGGGGAAAUCUGAGCUUGACGAUGGCAUGCUUUCCAAGAUCGUUGAUUGGCUCUCUUCCGAAGCCGGGAGAGAAGUGGUCAAAGAUAGUGAGAGACUGGAUAGCGUCGAAUCUGUAGCUACGCUUUCAGUUGUCAAGGGUGAACUGGAGCCAUCACUCGCGGUGGAAGGUGAGUCAAGAUCUAAAGAUGAGCUCAGCGGCCCAGUCUCUGUAUUACUUGUCAAGAUUGGAGAAAUCAUUGGCACAGAGCUGGAUUGUUGGCCAUCCAUGGUGAGUAUAGUUGAAGAUACGAAAGUCCAAUCUUGUGACGUGAAGCUUGAGGUAUCACUGGAUAAAGUUGCCGAGCUGGACAAGAUCAGAGAAACUACCAAGCUGGUGGCUGAGAUGCUGCUCUUAGUUGUGCCCGUUUUCUCGGUACUUAUAUCGAUACUGCUCGUCGUAUCAGUUGUUGAGAAUUGGAUUGGUGGCUCGGACAGGAUGGUAGACAGCUCCGAUAUGAUAUUUGGACUGAUUUUUGUGCUUCCUGUGCUGAUAUCAGUGGCAUCAACCUGGGUUGCACUAAUUGGCGAAUCACUUGAUACAAGGCCGGUAGUCAAGGAAGGCAGAAGGCUGCGUUCCAUGGACGAUAAUCCUAGACUUGUGGUCGAAGACAAGUUGGUAAACUCAAAAGUCGUUACAUUGGAGACCGCUGGCGAGAUAGCGGUAGAUGGAAGCGGCGGCAAACUCAAUGACGAAACUCCAGAUUGUGAGGUCGAGUCCCCAUCAACAGUAUUACCUAGUCCGCUUGAUGUCUCCGGAGUGCUGAGCAGAAGGGAUGAAGUCUCAAGCGAAUCAAUUGAAUUUGUCUCCGAAAACUGCUCGCUGCUUGUUGACCUCGGAUCUGUGGGCAUCGAAAUAGAUGUGGCCAAGUUCGGUAUGCUUAAUGAAGAAGAAUGA
Molecule: messenger RNA, 1329 nt
Organism: Pestalotiopsis fici W106-1
Lineage: Eukaryota; Fungi; Ascomycota; Sordariomycetes; Amphisphaeriales; Sporocadaceae
Exons: 2
Coding region: 1-1329 (442 amino acids)
Source: RefSeq, a predicted model, not a curated record